GAGACCUUCCUGUCCCCUUCAACCAAUACGCGGAACUUGUCAGUAAUGCAAAGUGUGUGGCAGAAGUGUCGGCUGAUAAACUGGCUGUCAAUUAGCGGGGAACUUUCACCGGUGAGCAGCUACACACAGCACAAGUUGUUGAGAAGAUAAACGAUGGAGUGGCGCCAGCAGACCAGUGUCAGCUGUGCAGACGCCUUCAAAGAGGCUCAACGCUGGAUUCAGGAAGUCACUGGAAAAUUGUUUGGUUGCAAUGACUUCCGUGCUGCCUUAGAGAACGGAGUCCUGCUUUGCGACUUGAUUAACCGGUUGAAACCCGGCAUCAUUAAGAGAGUAAACAGGCUUUCUACUCCCAUUGCUGGUCUGGAUAAUGUGAAUGUCUUCCUGAAAGCCUGUGGGAAACUUGGACUGAAUGUGUCUCAGCUGUUUCAUCCCGGAGACCUGCAGGACCUGUCCUCUCGUGCAACACUCAGGCAGAAUGAAACCAAUAGAAGACUAAAAAAUGUUCUCGUCACAAUCUACUGGUUGGGUCGCAAGGCUCACCAGGACUCCUUCUACAGCGGUCCUCAGCUCAACGUCAAGGCUUUUGAAGGGCUGCUAGGAUUAGCCUUGUCCAAGGCUCUAGACGAGGGCAGUCAUUCGUUUGUGAAGGAGAGCUGGCACCUGGAGAGGGAGGAGAUUCGACGCAUGGGACCGCACUAUAAGACUCAGAUUUCUUUGGACAGCUUCGACUCUCUGGAUUCUCGAGUCCUCCACCAAAACAAUGAAGGUUGGGGAAGUGACGCAGAAGCUGAGGAGGUGUUCAAGAUGGAGACCACACAGCCCUCCACCCAGCAAAACAAAGGUUAUAUCCCACAUCCACUCCUACGGAGAAAACAAGGACGGGAGGAGAGUGGAAGGGGCUGCGCAGGUCCAAUUGCCAGAGCAUAUCAAAUCCAGGUCAGACCUGAGAGACCAGUUCAGGUCAACCCUGGUUGGAUUUGGAGCAAAUCCCUCAGUGACAUCCCGAUGGUUUACCCUGUGCGUAAGCUUCCUGGUGAGCACACCAUCUAUGAUGAAGACCUGGACACGAACAUGGCCAAUGAGUGGAAUCAAGAAGACAAACGGAGGUGUAGUGUUGCUGCCAAGGACAGUGAAGCACAGUGGCAAGAUGACUUUUCAAAGUGGAAGAAUCGUCGCACGAGCACAACGUCUGAACGCAGGAAGUCUCUAGACAGAGAGCAUGUCAUUACUCAAAUGGCCAAUGGGGCUGGGAUUACAUUUGAGAAGAACAAAGCACAAGGUGGACUGCUAAAAAGCGACCAGCAGUCCCCUCACAGGCAUUUCCCUGCUCCUCGUCCUUACAGCACCUCUCUCCAUUCAAAAUCCUUGAGCUCUGAUCUCCGGCCACAUACUCGGGCUCUGCUGGCCCGCAGUUACGCCACAGAGCCACCUUUCAGCCCCCAGGCUCCACUUAGCUCCCAGAACUCACCCCACACCCAGGGAUCUUCUGUUGGAGCCAUGCCUGCCUCUGAUGCAAACACCCUGAGAGAGGAGACUCACUUUGCCUCCUUGGCUUCACACGGAGCAGAAGUCACCACUCCUUCUCUGGACGGCCCUUUCAGCUUCCAGGCCCAAGUCAAAGUACAGGAAAGCCCAGCUCCUGUCCAGCCCACUUCUGAAGAGGCCCAAUCAGUAAAUGUUUUAAAAAAACAAAUCUCCACUCUGGUCACAACCAUACAGCCAAAGGUGACCACGAAGUCAACGAAAACCAGGGAACCUACAGAAUCCAUGUCGAGUCACAAGGAGCCAUUAUGUGGUAAUCCAAAAGUCCCUGCUUUUUGCACUGAUCAGAUGGGAGUUGAUGGUCUGGAGGACUUGUCCACAAAAAACCAAAAGUCCCAGGAAGAGAGCCAGAAGAUGUCCUGGGAACCAGCUGUGGAACAUGGCAGUGGUCAGCAGGCUGCGGCUGGCUACAGCUUUAUGUCCAAAACUGGGUCCUGGUCCGGCUCUGCCAGCCUCCCUCGUGGUUACCGGAGGUCCGAGGGCUCGUCUCGUCUCUCCUCUGCAAUCACAGCCAGGCCCUUUGGGACCAAGUCCAGGGUGUCCUCUCUGCCGAGACUGUUCAACGUAGACAACAACCAAGGUCUGCUGAUGGAUAGUGAGAAAGAGGAAUCUCUUUCUCCCACCAACAAAUCUUCUCUUAAAAGACAGACUGCGACCACCCAUUUGAAGGUUCAGGAUGUUACAGUCAGACAAAAGAAAGCUAACCAGGCGCAGCAGAGUGGUCCAGAGCAGGUGGAGGAGGAGCUGAAAGGUGCCACUCUCUCCAGUCAGAGCUCCUUCCAGACCAUUGGAUACCACCAUCAACAGAACACACAAACCCAGCUAGUACCGCAGCCUCAUUCAAGCCUGCAGACCCAAAACAACACAGGCUCCACUCUCCAAUCUAGUGCAAGCAUUGACCUCCCAAAGGUGGAUCACAGUGACAUGAGAGUCAGCCUGACUCUCAAACCCAACAGUAGACCAGACUUUGGUUUCCAGACGCAUUGGGACUCUAGAGGGGCGAGAGUCAAAUGCAUUCAGCCUGGCAGUCCGGCGGAGCAGUGCCAGCUGUGUGUGGACGAUGAAAUUGUGGCUGUUAAUGGAGUUGCGGUGGCACACUUGAACUACAACCAGUGGAAGGAUAAAAUGACAUCUUCCCUGCAAAACGGCCGUCUGACCAUGGACAUAAGGCGCUACGGCAACAAGGAUUGGAGCACCAGUGAGGAGAGUCAUCACAAGCAGCCAGGCCGCAGCAGGAUGACCCUCAAUCUGACUUCUGCAGGGUCCUCUCUGAUAGGUUGCCUUGAUCGCCAUGCCAUCAGUGGUACCUCUUCAGAAACCCCAGUCAGGAAAUUCAAUGAGCAGACAGACGAUGUUUUACAAAGUAAAGUCAUUCACGGAGAGCCUGCUGACAGCCACAAGACAGCAGGAAGUAAAGAUUAUAAUAUUAUUAGUAGGAAAAAUCAGAAAAGGAGGGAAGAGUUUUUCAAACAGAAAGGAGGGUCAGAAUCGGCAAUAUCUGAUCUCCAGGUGCCAUCCCUCAGCCCCUCCUCAUCCAGCUGGUCGUGGGACCGUGAGGGGGAUCGGAGGCGUCAGGAGAAGUGGCAGGAAGAACAGGAGCUCCUCCUACAGGAGCAAUACAGGCGGGAUCAGGAGAGGCUUGAGUCAGAGUGGCGGAGGGCACAGCAAGAUGCAAAGGGGGAGGUUCGCUGGAAGCCAGGGCAAAAAACAUUUGAGAUGACCAAUGGUGGUGAGAGCACUGCCAGCCCCCAACUCCAUGUGAAUGGAUUUACAAAGAAAAACAUACAAGCAGAGAAGAGCUCUGACCGAGAUGAGCUGAAAGAUGAAGGGACCACACCUCAAAGUAAUGCACAAGGAGAGCAGCGUGACAAGAUAUCUGGACCAGCCUGGCCUGAGGACUCAUGUGGCUUUCUUAAGCUGUCCCUUGCACACAGGGCAAAAUCCUUCUCUACCCCGGCAUUAGCUAGCACCCACAAACAGACAAGAGGUCCAGGUGAUGAGAGGAAAAGAACAGGACAGUCUGCGUCUAACGCUGAGAAAGAAAGGCAGCUGAUUUUGCAGGAGAUGAAGAAAAGGACUCUUCUUCUGACUGACAACAGUUGGAUUCGGCAGCGCACCAGCAGCUUUUACAAAGAGCCUAUCUAUGUUGGGGUUCCCAUGAAGAGGUAUGAGUCUCUGGACGACCUGGAUACUCUCCGUCAGUCCCACCCCUCGGUCGCUACCUUUAGUUACCCUCGUCCACAGUCAGCGGCUGCAGGCUACUGUGUCCCCAGCAGGAACUCCUCCUCUCGCUACAGCACUGGAUCAAUACUAUCCCAGAAAAGUACAUUUGAUUCCUCCCAUCACCCCAGUGUGUGGGCUGCCACCGACAUCUCGGAGGAAGUGAGACUGGAGUCCAGGUUCGAAUCCGAAACAGGAAGCCCCACUGUGAGCCGUGCUAUUUCCAACUCAAGUCUGCUGGUCCACCCUCCAUAUGACCAAGACGGCAUACUCCAGAUCACAGAUUAAGCGUCACAAUCACUGGGAACUUCUGUUUCAUAAAACUGUAAAACACAGAGGAAUCAUCGUCUACACAGCUGAGUCAUGAUGCUUCUCCCACAUUAAUGACCGGUAAAACUGUAACUCUAUCCUGUGAUACAAAAUCAUGACAGCCUGUGGAUCCACAUGUAAAGUAGACUCUCAUGGCUGUUUUUUAAUCACAUGUGGUUUAAUAAUGUACUUGGUGCACAUGACCUGUUAAUUUGCUAAAUUGUUUCCAAGAUGAUGUAGAUUUAAUAUAUGAAAUAAAGUAAUAAUGGGAAUUAUAAGUUUGAUUUAGGCUUUUAUUUGAUCGUUGGUGUUGCUUUUCGUCAUCCUUGUGUGAUAUAUUUGUGCAUUAAAGAUAACAGAUCUUGGUAAUAUAACCUUUGUACUGAGGCACAUUUUAACUUGUAGCUUACUGAAGCCCUUUCUGUUCUAUUGUAAACUCACCAAGUGCACUUUGGGAUAAAUAAGUUGUUUCUACAAUAUGUAUUUCUCAAGUAAAAAUAGGAAUGUAACUGAUAUGUCUUUGUAAAUAAAGUACACUAAAUAUUA
Messenger RNA from Gymnodraco acuticeps, 4617 nucleotides. Its product is annotated as LIM domain only protein 7-like. Gene Ontology annotation, biological process: regulation of signaling; regulation of cell adhesion. The record is from RefSeq and is a predicted model, not a curated record. Lineage: Eukaryota; Metazoa; Chordata; Actinopteri; Perciformes; Bathydraconidae. Gene Ontology annotation, molecular function: protein binding. The transcript is spliced from 30 exons. The coding region runs from base 154 to 4050 and encodes 1298 amino acids.